This is a messenger RNA of Lolium rigidum, 1380 nucleotides long. RefSeq lists its product as uncharacterized. Gene Ontology annotation, molecular function: protein binding. The transcript has 4 exons. The coding region runs from base 1 to 1290 and encodes 429 amino acids. NCBI's taxonomy places the organism in Eukaryota, Viridiplantae, Streptophyta, Magnoliopsida, Poales, Poaceae. The record is from RefSeq and is a predicted model, not a curated record.
AUGCACGGGGCUUCGCGCCGCCGCCACCACGCCCUCGCCUACGGCGUCGGCUUCACCACCGCCACGUUCACCUGCCGAUACCUCGCCACCUUGACCACUAUCAAGAAAAACCGGUGGUUGACUCGUUCCAGAAAGAAGAAACUCAAAAUCACACCGAGGAAAUACAGGAUUAACCGUGAGAAAAAGGGCAGUGCUCAGCUGCUAAAAGGAAGAAUGGAAAAUCCAGGUGGCCUCAGUCCUCCACUCCGUCCUGCCACCCCUGCCACCAUGGAUUCUGCAGACUGGUCCUCCCUCCCGGCCGACCUCAUCAACUGCAUAGCUGACUGCUUCCUGGCCACCAGUGAUCUCGAUUACUAUAUGGAAUUCCGUGCUGUCUGCAAAAGCUGGCGCUCCGCCACCGAUGACCCCAAGAUAACCUCAGACCGUCGGUUCCGCCCCUGCCACUGGGUCAUCAUCGACAAGGUCUACGAGACCAAGACGUACCUCCUGGUGAACACCGCCACUGGCCGCUUCCUCCGCAAAGAACUCCCACUGCUCCGCGGCUAUUACAUUGCCGUUCCCACCCGGGAUGGUCUCCUCAUUCUGGUUGACAACAAGUCCUAUAACACUGUGAGUGUCCUCAAUCCUUUCACAGGAUACAUGGUUCGGUUCAUUGCGCCUAUGCCUGACGAGUUUGUGAAGUCUGCUACUCUGGUCUCCGGUUCUUCGCCUACGCUUCUCUUGCUAUGCAACAAAGUGGUGGAUGCUCCUGAUGGCUCGUUGCGUGAUGCACCCCGUACAGUGUACAUUGCUGAUCCUAGCAGCGAAAGUCUUGCCAUGUACGAGGACAGGAAUGCUUGCCCUUUGAUCAGGCUGUCUGUCAGAGGUAUCUGCACUAAUGGUGAGUUAGGAUCGGGGUCACCGUUUCCACUUGCUGUGGCAAAAGGAUAUGACAACCGUUGUUAUCUGCUGGAAUCUGCUGGAGAAAUAUUGAUCAUCAUCAAGCUAAAAGAUGGCAUGGAGAUUUACAAGAUGGACACUGACAGAUAUAUACUCGAGCGUGUGGAGAACAUUGGCAACCGUGCCAUCUUCUUAGGUGGGUACUGUAGGUGCAUGUCUGUUAAUGCUGAUAAGUUCCCAUCAGUCGACGCCAACUGCAUCUAUUACACAAAAGGCCUAGAUUUCAACCAUGGCAUCCACAUUUACAGUCUACGGUCCAGGAGAGAAGCAAAAAUCUCUAAAGUCAUAGGUGAUGGUUCUCGUCCCUACACGAUUAUUCAACUCCUCUCUAGUAGCAUAAAUGAUAACUAGGCUUCCAUUGCUGAUAAUGGGUGUUGUUUCUUAGCUUGAUGUAAUGACUACGCAAUGGUGGUAAUGUAUUUACGCUGAGACUUCCCCCUU